Messenger RNA from Pipistrellus nathusii (Nathusius's pipistrelle), 486 nucleotides. NCBI's taxonomy places the organism in Eukaryota, Metazoa, Chordata, Mammalia, Chiroptera, Vespertilionidae. The record is from the annotation of a GenBank genome assembly.
AUGGGCGCUUACAAGUUCAUCCAGGAGCUAUGGAGGAAGAAGCAGUUGGAUGUGAUUCGCUUCCUUCUCAGGGUGCGCUGCUGGCAGUACCACCAGCUCUCCGCGCUGCACAGGGCCCCCCGCCCCACCCGGCCCGACAAAGCGUGCAGGCUGGGCUAUAAGGCCAAGCAAGGUUAUAUCAUAUAUCGGAUUCGUGUACGCUGUGGUGGCCACAAACGCCCUGUUCCUAAGGGUGCGACCUAUGGCAAGCCCGUCCAUCACGGUGUUAACCAGCUGAAGUUUGCUCGAAGUCUUCAGUCUGUUGCUGAAGAGAGAGAUGGACACCACUGUGGGGCUCUGAGAGUCCUGAAUUUUUACUGGGUUGGCGAAGAUUCCACGUACGAAUUCUUAGAGGUUAGCCUCAUUGAUCCAUUCCAUAAAGCUAUCAGAAGAAAUCCUGACACCCAAUGGAUCACCAAACCAGUCCACAAGCACAGGGAGAUGUGA